CUCCGCCAGGCGUAUGCGGGCAAAGCCCUGGAGGAGCAGCUGCGGGCCGUGUCCAGCGUGGACGAGCUCAUGACUGUGCUGUACCCGGAAUACUGGAAAAUGUACAAGUGCCAGUUACGGAAAGGCGGCUGGCAGCAAAGCCAGGAUCAGCCCAACGUCAAUUCGAGGACGGAGGACACUAUAAAAUUUGCCGCUGCGCACUAUAACGCAGAGAUCUUGAAAAGUAUUGAUAAUGAGUGGAGAAAGACUCAAUGCAUGCCACGUGAGGUGUGUGUAGAUGUGGGGAAGGAGUUUGGAGCAGCCACAAACACCUUCUUUAAACCUCCAUGUGUGUCCGUCUACAGAUGUGGGGGCUGCUGCAACAGUGAGGGGCUUCAGUGCAUGAACUCCAGCACGGGCUACCUCAGCAAGACGUUGUUUGAAAUCACGGUGCCUCUCUCCCAAGGCCCCAAGCCGGUCACGGUCAGCUUUGCCAACCACACGUCCUGCCGGUGCAUGUCCAAGCUGGAUGUUUACCGACAGGUGCACUCGGUCAUCAGGCGCUCGGCGCCCGCGGCGCCGCCACAGUGCCAGGCUGCCAACACCACCUGCCCCGCGAACCACACGUGGAGCCAGCACCUCUGCAGGUGCCUCACUCAGCAAGAUUUUAUUUUUGCCGCCGGCGCUGGAGACGACGCGGCCGACGGGUUCCACGACGUCUGCGGCCCCAACAAGGAGCUGGAUGAAGAGACCUGUCAGUGCGUCUGCAGGGGGGGCCUCCGGCCCUCCAGCUGUGGACCCCACAAGGAGCUGGACAGACACUCGUGCCAGUGUGUCUGCAAAAACAGACUUUUCCCCAGCUCGUGCGGGCCCAACAGAGAGUUUGAUGAGAACACGUGCCAGUGCGUGUGCAGAAGGACCUGCCCGAGGAACCAGCCCCUCAACCCGGCGAAGUGCGCCUGUGAAUGUACAGAGAACCCCCAGAAGUGCUUCCUAAAGGGAAAGAAGUUCCAGCACCAGACGUGCAGUUGUUACAGACGGCCGUGCACGAACCGGCUGAAGCACUGUGAGCAGGGACUCGCCUUCAGUGAAGAAGUGUGUCGCUGUGUCCCCUCGUACUGGAAGAGACCGCACGUGAACUGAGAUGGGACCGUUUUCCAGUUCCUCACAUUUCCGCCGUGGAAGGCUGUGCGGCCCCUUUAAAACUGUCUGUGGACAGAGAGACCUGGGGGCCACGGUGACAGACAGAAGUGGGUGUUUCCGAACCACGCGGAUCACGUCACGGGAACGGGCUGGCGCUCAUCUGCAAAGACCUCUUGUAAACACUGGUUUUCUGCCAAGGACCGAACAGCUGAGGUUUUUCUGUUGUGAUUUAA
Messenger RNA from Miniopterus natalensis, 1355 nucleotides. NCBI's taxonomy places the organism in Eukaryota, Metazoa, Chordata, Mammalia, Chiroptera, Miniopteridae. The record is from RefSeq and is a predicted model, not a curated record.